Messenger RNA from Drosophila novamexicana, 1715 nucleotides. RefSeq names its product cyclin-dependent kinase 5 activator 1 (gene Cdk5alpha). Gene Ontology annotation, cellular component: protein kinase 5 complex; cytoplasm. Bases 219 to 1559 code for a protein of 446 amino acids. The transcript has 5 exons. Gene Ontology annotation, biological process: activation of protein kinase activity; positive regulation of cyclin-dependent protein serine/threonine kinase activity. Gene Ontology annotation, molecular function: cyclin-dependent protein serine/threonine kinase activator activity; protein kinase binding. Lineage: Eukaryota; Metazoa; Arthropoda; Insecta; Diptera; Drosophilidae. The record is from RefSeq and is a predicted model, not a curated record.
CUUUCUUGUUAAUUGUGUUUUCAUAGGGACAUUUGCAAAAAUAGUAUAUAUAAAAUGUUACGUUGAGUUUAAAACAUAGACAUUUAAAAACCUUAACUAAAUUUCAAGUUUACCUUAGAUCUUGAACUAAUAAGUUACCAAUAAUUGUUCCAAUAUCUCGCUUUGUCCAUGGGAUAUUCAAUAGAUUAAGUGUAUGUUUAUUGAAAAAUUCAGUUAUAAUGGGCACGGUUCUAAGUUUUAAUCCACGAGAUAGACAUCCAGUGUAUUCAUCACAGCCCAAUUUUCCUUAUAAUCAAUCUACGCACAUUCAAAGUCAGAAAAUAAAUGAUAAUUCUGAAUCAAUUGACUCACAAUUGAAUAAUUUUUCCUAUGAGCAGUUAAAUAAUGCUAAAAACCGUGAAAAUAAAAAAGCUAUUUCACAUCAAAUAUCGAAGAAUGGCUCCGGACACCAAAAUACUUGUGGAAGCGUGCAAUUUAAUAUGCACACGCAGAUAAGCUCGCACAACUUCAACAAUCUAGCAUAUUCAUCAAAAGAUACAAUUAACAAUGACCUGGAUGCUCAUAAUGAAAACUCAACUGUUAUAUCGGAAAAAAGUUCAAUUGAAAAAAGCUUAAAAAAACAUUCUCUUUUUAUUAAUGCUCUGUCCUGGAAAAAAUUAUCUACAGCUCAUAAUAAGAAAAAAGUUGAAAAUAAGAAUAAAUGUGCAAAUUUGCCAACUACAUGCUUUAAGACUCAGCUAUUAGAAGCUUCAUAUACGUCAACUUCUGAUAAAAACAAAAAUAUUCAACUCCACUGUAAUCAUAUUGAAGAGCAUCAGCACCAACAACACCACUGUAAUCAAAGCCAUAUUAUUCGGGAGCUUCCACUUUUCCCAUCAACAAAAACGCAAAAGCCAUCAACAGCGAAAGAACUAGGAAGAGUUAAUAAUACAAACUCAAUAUCAAAUCACAACAAAUUGAUUCAAAAACAACCUUUAGCUCUAACCCUGCCUCAGCAGCUACAGAUAUCUUCAAUUCAAAUUAAGAAUACGAAUCAGAAUCAUUUACCACGCAAAACUGUUAUUCAGGCAUCAACAUCCGAGUUAUUAAAAUGUCUCGGUUUGUUUUUACAUUACCGGUGCCAUAGAUUAAAUAAUUUUGAUCCCGGGGACGCUGUUAUGUGGCUGAGGGCUGUCGAUCGAAGCUUAUUACUGCAAGGCUGGCAGGACGUGGCGUUCAUUAACCCAGCAAAUGUUGUAUUUGUAUACAUGUUAGUACGCGAGCUUGUUAACGGAGAGGAAACAAAGGAAUCAGAUCUUCAAGCUUCUGUUCUUACCUGUUUGUAUCUAUCAUAUUCGUACAUGGGUAACGAAAUCAGCUAUCCACUCAAACCAUUUUUGGUUGAGGACUCAAAAGAAAAUUUUUGGGACAGAUGCUUAUUUAUCGUGAACAGACUAAGUAGUAAGAUGCUGAAGAUAAAUGCAGAACCAGCAUUUUUCACCGAAGUAUUUACGGAGCUGAAAUCUUGUGGACAAUUUCAAGCUAAUUCAAUAAAGAGGUCAUCCUGCGGAGGAACCUGACGGAAAAAUGACCAACACAUAGCAGUCCGACUCACAUUGUCUACUUACCAGCUAAAUUUUCAAGAUAAAAAAAAAUCAGAAAUAGUGGUAAACAAAUAAAACAUUUAUAUUGCGUUAGCAAAUUUCUUUGUCACCAUCACACUUGUUCAAAUAAAA